GGGUCUGGGGGAGGGGAGGGGCGCGCGGCGGAGCCCCCGCCCCUCCCCCGCGGGCCUCGGUUCUAACGACCCCGAGGGUCGAGAGCGGAAGGGAGGGAGAGAAGGUGGGAGCCCCGGCCUUCCUCGCUGGCCUCCCUCCCAACCCCACACCGUCCAGCCCCAUGGUCCCCGCCGCCGGCGCACUGCUCUGGGCCCUGCUGCUGAGUCUGGGGUCCCGGGCGGCGGGGGCCCAAGGCCUGACUUCGACCGCCACCGCCACCGCCACCGCGACGCAGCGGGACACUUUCCGCUUCGGGGGCCCUAUGACCCACAGCUACCGGACCACUGCCCGGAGCCGUGUUACCCAGAAAAUAAGGGUAACAAUGGAGGAUGAGGAUGACAUUGUGGCCGCGGCCGACCGCAUGGCAGGCCCGGCUGCUGCCGAGCUCUUGGCCUCCACGGUGUCCACAGGUAGCCGGUCGCGUUUGGCGGAGGAGGAGGAUGGGUCUUUGGAAGAAGGAGUAGUAAUUUACACCAGAAAGAAUGACACUGGCUCGGAGACUUCCAGUACGAUUCCCACCCGAGGGUUUGCAGCGAAUGGCCAUGAUUCUGAAAACACAAUGAGUUCAAGCCAGCCGCCCUCCACCGGGAAGACCGCUGCGGAUCAGCCGUUCUCCGACAGCACCCGGAGCCAAUGGUCAACAGCAAGGUCCUCCUCGAACCCGUGGCCACCGCCCUCGCCCACAGCCAUGCCAGCUCCCGAGGAUCUGCAGCUGGUGCUGGGGCCCUGGGGCCCGUGGCACUGCCACUGCAAGUCAGGCACCAUGAGCCGGAGCCGGGGCGGGAAGCUGCACGGCCUUUCCGGGCGCCUCCGCGUUGGGGCCCUGAGCCAACUCCACACUGAGCACCGACCUUGCACCUACCACAUAUGCCCCUGCAACCGGCAACGGGAGGAGUGCCCCCUGGACGCAGGUCUCUGUCCUGACACCAGCUGCACCACUCAGACCACCACUAAGGCCACCACCACCACCACCACCACCCCCAUUCCUCCCCUGGUCACCAGGCUCAGACCCACCCCCUUCAUCCCCAGCCCCAGCCCCAGGUACAGCUCAGCCCUUGCUUUUUGGAAACGGGUCAGGAUUGGGCUGGAGGAUAUUUGGAACAGCCUCUCUUCAGUGUUCACAGAGAUGCAACCAAUAAACAGAAAUCAGAGGUAAUGGCCACUUCAUCCACAAGAGGAGGUGUCAGCAUCUCUACCUCUCCUCCCCUUUCAAUCCCAGCACCCACUGGAUAUUUUUAGUACAGAAAAACAAAACUAGGAAAAAAAAACCCAAAAACACUGUUUGGUCUUUUUGUGUCUUUUUACAGUGGUAUCUGAGAGAGAGAGAGACCAUAAAUCUCUGGACUCUUAAAAACUGA
Molecule: messenger RNA, 1398 nt
Organism: Camelus dromedarius (Arabian camel)
Lineage: Eukaryota; Metazoa; Chordata; Mammalia; Artiodactyla; Camelidae
Gene: C23H1orf56
Product: chromosome 23 C1orf56 homolog
Exons: 2
Coding region: 162-1196 (344 amino acids)
Biological process (GO): regulation of cell population proliferation
Source: RefSeq, a predicted model, not a curated record